Molecule: messenger RNA, 1494 nt
Organism: Penicillium atrosanguineum
Lineage: Eukaryota; Fungi; Ascomycota; Eurotiomycetes; Eurotiales; Aspergillaceae
Product: putative PHD finger domain protein
Exons: 1
Coding region: 1-1494 (497 amino acids)
Biological process (GO): regulation of DNA-templated transcription
Cellular component (GO): Rpd3L-Expanded complex; Rpd3L complex; nucleus
Source: RefSeq, a predicted model, not a curated record
AUGGCUGACUCAGCGGGAAUUCAACGUCGCCCGAUCCUGCGAUUGACCCUGCGCUCGAAGUCCGAGUACGAACAGAGCCCACAGACACUAGCUGCGGGGCCUAUUACAGAAAAGAGUGGUUCAGAGUGGGAAGCCAGAUCCUCGACCGAAAACACACGCAAAUCCGACCGUGCUCUGUCUCGUGGCCGAGUUCCGCGAUCACAUCACCAGAAGGCGAAGCGUCCAAAGAAAGCCGUAUCUCCUGUAAUAAUGGCGCACGGCGCGGAGGAUUGCGCGACUGUGCUAGAGCAGUUCGUGCACGAUGUGGCCAAUUUGCCUCUUGAGAUAAACCACUUGAUGGAGGAAAUUCAGGCCAAGGAUAAGAUCAUACAGGAGUGCCGCGCCACCAUCAACUUGCGCGACGGAAGUAUCCAGAAGUUCAUCAAACUCAACGGCAGCUUGACGCCGAAUCCGAAAGAAGAGCAGUAUAGCAAGACGGUCUUGCAGAAUCUCGACCGCUGCGAGGCCCUCCAAAGCGAGAAGAUCCAGCUUAGCGAGAAAGCAUGCGUCCUUCUCGACCGACAGGUGAAGCGACUCGACGUGCGCAUUCGCGACCUACAGAAUGAAGGCCUCCUCUCAAAUGAACCGCCGCUCCCUUCACUCUUCGACAAGAACAGCCAGACCUACCGCGACCCGCCGAAGGUUUUCUUUCCAGACUCCAACUCGAGCGAGUCUACCGCCUACUCUACACCUCUCAACCCGACCUCCGGCAACGCAAACCCUAUCCUAGCUGCUGCCCAGCGCCUCGCUCAACAGUCAACCCCCCGCGCCGCAGGUCUCACUGCUCUGACAGCCCAACAAGCCGCCCGUAGCUCUGCGCCAGCUACACCAACCGGCUCCGCCGUCAUGCAUCUCCAACAAAGACAGCGCGAGUCCUCUGCUGGCGCAGUAGACAGCAAGCGCCGCCGUCUGAACGCCUCUCUAGGCACUCUCCCUGCAGCAUCCUCAAACCUCCGCCAAUCAUCACUGGGACCCGGAACCCCCAAAGCCGGUACACCGGGCGUUAACCGCGCAGGAAGCGCUGGCCCACGCUCUACUGGCAUCGUUAAGAAAGCGUUGACCAAGAAAGUCGCACCUCAUCACCAAAUCAAGAAGAUCAAAUCCUCAAACAAAGCCAGCAAGCGUUCCUCCAGUGGAAGCCGGCUCAAGAAGAAAUCACCCAAUGGCGACGGCGACGAAGAUGACGAUUCCAUGCUCAGUAGUGCUGACAUGUCGGACUCGGAUAAGAGCGGCGCGGAGGAUGACGAGGAUAUGGAUGACGAUGAUGACGAUGAGGAGGGUGCUGAGGAUACUAAGGUUUACUGUACUUGUCGUACGGUUAGCCAUGGGGAUAUGGUAGCCUGUGACAAUGAUAGUUGCCCGUAUGAGUGGUUCCACUGGAAAUGCGUGGGCUUGUCACGGGAACCGGUGGGGACGUGGUAUUGUGAUGAGUGCCGGAAGACGUUAGGGAAAUAG